CAAGUUGAUAAAGCUCGGAUUGUUAAGUUUUUGUUCUGCUCAUUUUGAUCAUGUGGAGGUUCAAGCAGUUCAUGCCAAAAGAACAAGCUGGCCUGGAAGGUCGCACAGUUGAUGUUGGCAGUCUGAAAGUCCAUGUCCGAAAUGUCAUAGCGGAAGGGGGAUUUUCCUGUGUCUACCUCGCCCGUGAUGCUGUAAACUCAUCCAAGCAAUAUGCACUGAAGCACGUGAUUUGUCAGGAUGGGGAGUCAUUGGAUCUGGUAAUGAAGGAGAUUUCAGUGAUGAAGCUGCUCAAAGGGCAUCAUGUUGUCAUGCUUGUUGCGCAUGCGAUCCUGGUGGGUCGGACGAUGGAGGCAAUGCUUGUGAUGGAGUUCUGUGAGAAGUCAUUGGUUACAGUGCUGGAGAACAGAGGGGCAGGAUACUUUGAGGAGAAGAAGAUUCUUUUGAUUUUCCGAGAUGUUUGCAAUGCAGUGUUUGCCAUGCAUUGCCAGUCUCCACCAAUUGCACAUAGAGAUCUGAAAGCUGAAAAUGUUCUACUUGGAGCUGAUGCUUGGAAAUUGUGCGACUUUGGUAGCACCUCAACCAAUCACAAAUGUGGGAUCUAUACAGAAGGGAAGUUAAUCAGUGAGAAAAGUAGACAUUUGGGUUUGAAAUGUUGUUGGUCUGAUACAAGUUUAAAGAAAAAAUAUGUUUAUGCCAAGUAUUUGAGGCAUUAUCACCUUACUAGUAACAACAUAGUGCAUCACAGUUGUGUUUGUGGUGAUCCAAGGGAAAUGUACUCUGAUAACCUAGCUCUUGGAUGCCUACUGUACAGAAUUUGCUACUUUAAAUCUGCAUUUGAUGGCGAAUCAAAGCUUCAAAUCCUUAAUGGAAAUUAUCGCAUCCCAGAUUCACCAAAGUUCAGUGCUUCUGUGACGAGUCUUAUUAAAGACAUGCUUGAAGCCUCUCCAGAUGCCAGACCAAACAUCACGCAGGUAUGGUCCCGUGUUAAUGAGCUACUGCCGGCAGAGCUGCAGAAGCGCUUGCCUGGUGGGUCUACAUCUGCUUUAAAUGUUGACUAUGCCCACCUGCAGCAGAUGUGCAGGAUGAAGAUCCAUGUGGGAAUUCGAGAGAGAACAUCGGCAUGCCUCAUAGAGCCCUCCACCUCCACACCAUCAAGAGAACACAUUCAGUACUCGCAUUCAUCAGCUUCAAAGGUCUGCUGGGAUGGCGCACACUUGGGUGCGUUUUGGACCAGCCAGCUUGUGCAAGAUUUGCACACUGAAGAGGAUAAGGGACCAAUAUUUGACAAAGAACCAGCUAGCAAAAUGGCAUCCAAGCACAAUCAAAGAAAACCUGAGAAUAGAGCUAGUCCUCCAAAAGAACAGCAUCUCCAACGGAGUGUCCGUAGGAACUCUCCAGAGAGAUUUGACACUGCCCCAACUGAGGACUUUGAAAUACGAUUUUCUCCUGGUGGCUCAGAGCAAGGUUUAGAAACCAGAGCAUCUGAUCCUGAUGGUAUAGCCAGCUUUCAGGACAAGGCAUUCAGCACAUUUGUGGCUGAGUUUGAUACCAGUAAGCACCAGUCUGCAAAUGCUGCUAGUAAUGUUAACGAUAAGAGUAGAUUAGGGGACAAGGGUUUGGAAGCAGAGUUAUGCAGGCUGAAGGAAGAGCUGAAGCAAGCUAACAUGGAAAAAGAAGAAAUAACAUCGAAAUAUGAAAAGUUGUCUGCCAUUUGCCUCCAGAGGCAGGAGAUCCAGGAGCUGAAGCGUGCCCUCGCUGCCAGCAACUCAUCACCUGCAGGCAAAGACGGUUCAAAGGCCCAGACAUCUCCUGGAAGCACGCAGUCGGAUACUCCGCCAAGGGAGAAGAUAGGAUCGGUGUGGGAACUCCAGCAAGGUAUGUUUGCCGAUAGCCCUGCAACACCCAGCCCAGAUCCCAAGCCGUGGCAGGCAUUUGCCGAAGAGCCAAGGUGCAGCACACCAAAGAGCAUUCACCCUAGAUCAGUUCGAACAGUUAGGGCAGCCAAUGGCAGCAGAGAUACUACCAAGCAAGCCGCCACCUAUUCCGCCAAUGAACCAUGGGGCUUUGACAAUGAUAGUUUCAGGGCAGUCCCUUCUGGGUCGGAGUGCCGAGGACAUCGGUUCAAGGGAAUACUUCACAGCGGUUCGGUGGCGGCCGUGAAAUGAGAAGGCUGAAGCCAACCAGCCAGCUGGAUGGGCUGGUUUCUGAGGUAUCGGUACAGACGGAGAUUUUAUAGUUACUGCUGUAAUUGUUAUAAAUAAGCUUUAUAUAUAAGUGGGGAUGAGGAUGUUGGAGGGGUGACGCAGGUGUCUGGCAUCAUUUAUCCUUGUGGAUGAAAAAGGAGCAGGGAGAGGGACAUACGGCAUCUAACCUGAUUCUGGAGGGGAGUUGCCUGGCAUUGGUGGGGGCUAGAACAGACGGGAGCCGCGUUGUUCGGCUCUUUUACUCAUAUCCUGGGGCCCGUCCAUUUUUCUCAUGUGUAAUGUAAUUGAAGUGGUCCUCAUAAAUGGUUCUCGUGUCAGUAUUAGUUCUCUUACAAGCUAUCGCAGCUAUUUUCAUGUGGCACUCAUUGGCAUUUCUUUCAUAAAUAAAUUCCUUCUGACUCUAUUGGAGUUAAA
Molecule: messenger RNA, 2618 nt
Organism: Phoenix dactylifera (date palm)
Lineage: Eukaryota; Viridiplantae; Streptophyta; Magnoliopsida; Arecales; Arecaceae
Source: RefSeq, a predicted model, not a curated record